Messenger RNA from Microplitis mediator, 6513 nucleotides. It is a transcript of the gene tinc, whose product is annotated as protein tincar. The transcript is spliced from 12 exons. Lineage: Eukaryota; Metazoa; Arthropoda; Insecta; Hymenoptera; Braconidae. The record is from RefSeq and is a predicted model, not a curated record. The coding region runs from base 724 to 4746 and encodes 1340 amino acids.
UCGCGGUUAUUGUUCUCUCUCACUUACGGGUUUAAUACUAAAACGUUGGUUCGGUAGAUACUCGCGCUGGAUGGUUGUCUGCUUACUACAGCUAGCAGAGAAAGAGUAAAGAGUAAAGACUCGGUUGAAUUUUCGCCGACGCAUUACCAGCGUGCAACUCAAAUAAGUAACAUCUCGCUAAUAUUUAUAUUUAUUAUUAUCAUUAUUUAUUUUAUUAUUAAUUAUUAUUAUAUAUUGUCAUAUUGUAUAUAUAUAUAUUUAUAUAUUUGUGAUUUUAUAGUUAAUUACAAGUAAUUGUUUAUUUACCGGAUUUUUAAUGCCAGUGAUUUUGUAAUUUUUUAUAUUUAUUAUGAUUUUGGAAUUUAAUUAAUUUUUGUAUUGAUUUGAAUUUUAAUUGACUUUUAAGUGAAAAAUUUUAAGUGGAGUGGAGUGAAGUGAAGUUUGAGUUGACGGAUGCUGGAUCAGUAAAUUGAUUGUAAAAUUUAUAUAUAUAUUUUUCGCUUUGAUUAAAUUUGAAAAUUUGCUAUUGGAGAGAAAUUGGAUUUUUAAAAGUGGAAUUUAUUUUCAAAAAUUGAGGAUGUGGGGGCUAUCAAGUAACGUAAGCAUGUUACCGAAUCCAGCGAGAACAAAGACCUCACAAGCUCAUUAGUAUAUUAAAAAGCAAAAAGAAUAGAUACAUAUGGAAAAAAUUACCGAAUUACUUUCAUUAUCACAAUCGGUAAAAUGUCGAUGACCGGAAGUCUGAUGGGUUACGAGAACAACAAUGAGAUAAACCAACUAAAAUGUAAUAACAAAAAAUACCAACAGAAGUCAACUUUAAUAACGGCAUCGUCAACAACCGCACCAUUACCAAUGACGUUAACAAGUACCACAACAAUGAUUGCUUCAACCCCAAUAACAACAACAAAUGUUAAUACGACAACAACAAUUAAUACCUCUGUCAAUAAACAACGGGAGUAUGCUUCUAAUUUACGGCGUAGUGAACGUAUUGGUAAUAAUAACAAUAAUAGUUCACGAAAUAAACGAGAAACUUGUAAUCGUGGUCAUGCUAAUGGAUUAUGGUCUGUUUGGUAUGGAAUACUUGUUGUUACAUUGCAAGCAUAUAUUGCAACAAGAUGUGCUAAACGAUUUGUUGCAUAUUUAUCAUUGCCAUGGCCGACGGAUGUGCAACCACCAAAAUUUGAACUACAUGUCUGUAUCGUUCUAACGGGAACCGGCGUACUGUUGCUACCAAUAUUGUUGGCGGCGGCAUUUUUGAAGCUGGGUAAUUUCGCCAAUGAUGGUAUUAAGCUCGGUAGACAUACUAGCACGUGUACACGUGAUCCACCGGCAACUUUAUUGGGUAAUAAUGCUGUUGACAAUGGUUUAGCUGGAAGUUUAUGGAAACAUGGCGGACCAACUGCAGCAUUUGUACAUCUUUGUACGGCAAUGUGCUUUUUAUUACCAACAUUAUUAAUGGAAGCACGUCUUAUUUAUGCUGGAUUUUUACCAAAAGAUGCAAUAUGGCGGACUGAUCUCGAUUGGAUAGUAGUCCAUCGCGAUCGUCUAAUUUACCUAAACUUUAUGAAUCCAUCUGGCAAUAUAAAUAUAAACAAUUACACAACCAACAGUACUUACAAUAAUAAUAAUAUCAAUAUCAAUAAUAAUAAUCCAUUUUUAAUAACAAAUAUCGAAGAAAGUGAUUUAAAUAAUGAUAAUAUUUUAAAUACUACUAGUGGAUUUAAUGCAACUAAUCCACUUAAUUUUACAAUAUCAAGUACUACUAAAAUAAAUAAUAAUAAUAAUCGUGGGUCGACUGAAUUUUUAAUAAGAAAUGAUCACAGUAGAGCAACUAGUCCCAUACCAAUCGCAAGAAAUAAAAAAAUAAUAUACAUAAAAACUCGCGAUUUAAAUUUAAAUGACAGUAAAAUUGACAAAGACGGAGAUGCACAAAAAAAAAUAAAUAAUAUGACUGCAUAUAAUUUACCAUAUGUGAUAAAUAGUAUCGCGGAUUUGGACCGCAUUGAUACUGAUACUAAUGAUGAUACCCAAGAUGACAGAAAAAAUUUUAUAAGCCUCGAGUUCUUGAAUUAUGCAAUAGCACUCGCUGUUUACUCAGUUCGAUAUCCUGCAGUAUUUUGGUCUUGCAACAAAGCCAUUGGUACAAUAUUUAGUAUACAAUUAUUUAUUAACUCAGUACAAAGUUUAAUAAGCUAUGCUGGUAUGUCCGUACUAUAUAAAGUACAAGUAUUAGGGCCACAUAAAGUAUUAAAUUUAGUACGAAAUCGUGUCCAGCCGACACCAAUUUACUCAAGUCGUUUACAAAAAGUUGUGACAAAUUUAUUUGGUGAUACGACACAUUUAUUACUUAACCCACAUGUCACACUAGCAUUAUUUGCAUUGUCAUCUUUGUUGAUUCUAUGCUCAAGUAUGGUGACUUAUCUUUACGCUUAUGGAAGAUUCGCAACAUUUUUAGAACACGAACAUCAACGACGUGUAAUAAUAUCAAAAGAGGGUCGGCGUAAUAGCUCAGGCUGGGCUUACUUUACUCACUGUGCAGCACUAUGUGUUUUUUUAGCUCUCGUAAUAUGCAACGCUCCACUUCUAUAUGAUUACACUGUUGUGUACCGCGGAAGUCUCGACGGAGUAAUAUUAGCAUGUAUCCUCGGUACAAUAGCCCACUUGUUUUUGUGGUUAAUAUUCUGGUUCUUUUUGACAAUAAAACGUAAUUGGAUUUUUAAAGUACGCGUAACAAUAGCACGUGCUACUGUUCGCUCAGCCCGGUCUGUUAAAUUGGUAACGGACGUUGAUUUAUUGGCGUGUAGACGGAAAAGUACUCAUAAGAGUAAUUCUAGUAAUGAUGAUGAUGAUAAUGAUGACGAUACGUUAAUUGAUCACGAAUUAGGCAGUGAUGCGCCUCUAUUAAUUGUUGGAGAUGGUAAAACUUAUAGUAUUGCUGAAUCUUCACCUAAAAAAGCUAUCAUGUGUGUGAUUCAAAAGGCUAUUAUUGAAAGAAAAGCCAAACAAAAUGAAGGAUCGGGCGCCACCGUUAAUCGUGCGUCAGGUGAAACAAGCUUGGACGGAGAAGAAGAACAAAUAUACUGGCUAAGGCCAAAAUUGCGGCCGUCACCAGAACAAUCACCCAAUGGUGGAGCAGGUGGAGCAUCAACAUUAGACAAAAGUUGGCUCAACAAAAAGCUCCGGCCAAAAGUGACAUUCAAUGAUCUGCCUAGUACGUCUGGCUCGCGCAAUAAGGGAAAAAGACGAGGUAAUACCGAGGGUGGACCAGACGACGAUGGUGAUUAUGCCACGUUACGUGAGUUACCAUUAAUGACUGGUAUCGACCCCGCUGAUGAUUCGACAUCCGAAGAAAACAAGUUACUGGAAUGCGUUAAUGAUGAUCAAGUAACCUAUUACGCAAGUGGUAACCGCGAUCUUCAUCCAUCAGAGGGCGACCCAUCUCCACUAUUAACCCCAGAGCCUUUACCUGACCCAAAUUUACCAAUCGUUCCUGUUCCCCUUCCAAUUCCAAUGGCUGUAACUAAUGAAUUAACCAUCGCCUCUACGUUAUUAACAACAUCUACUGCUGCACCUGUUCUUAAUUACGAUGAAACUGUCGUUAAUGACUCUAUUAAUCAUCCAUUACCUCAGGCAAAUGGUCUACCAAGAUGUCUACGACACGCGGAUUCAGGGAUGUCCCAAGAUCAAUUAACUCCUCGGUCAGAUUCAUCAAAUUCUCCGGCAAUCGAGCCCUUGACAAAUGGCGUCCAUCCAGUGCCAAAUUACGAGAUUAUAGAACGCAGCAAUACUUCGUCCAACAGCGAGUCAAGCGGCGUCCAUUCAAACAUAAGCAAUGUCAGUAACUUAACCAAUGUAAGUCAUCCCUCGAUAAAUACGCAACAAUCACGUCGCGCUACCAGCGUCGAUGAUCUUACGGUAGCGGACGGUUAUGGGGAUGAAAAAUGGCGGAGCUGUUCACUGCAACGUGGCAUCCAACCGCCUAAUCAGAACUAUAACUCCCCAGGGCCUGGUUCUGGGCAGACCCAGUUCACUAAAUUCAAUACGAUUGAUCGAAAAUCCUCAAAAGGGGGUCCAUGCCCAGCAAUAAUAUUAGAAAAUACCUCGGAAUCAACGGUUGUGAUACGUCGGCGCAUGUCACGUCCUAAAUUACCCGAGUCAUGGAAUCCAAAUGACCCGGAGCCAUUUUCUCGUAGUACUAACAUGCGCAUGACGUCAUUUACUGAAAAUAGUGAUAUCAAGAAUUGCAUUAAUGGCAAUGCGUCGGCAACUUUGCCACAUUAUCCAACCCAACCAAUUGUACCAGCUUAUCCGCAUUGUUCGACAAUGCCUUUACCACAUGGUGUACACUCUGCUAAUAACGUCAGCGGCGCUACUGGGACUGGAGGCAGUUGUGGUUCAGUACCUCAACAAAAUUCAGUUCCUAUUUUACCUAUUGGCGCUGUAAAUCAUACGACAUUACCGACCACUUUGGCGCCAAAUCCCAUUAAUGGUCGGUGUAAUUUUCCAACCAACAACCAACUGGUUAAUCAGCCAGUUAAUGGAGGUUAUGUUAAAAGAUACCCAAUCAAUAAUGUACUGCCGGUACAGACGCAGCAGUGGUCUUUACCCUCCGGUCAUCACACUUUUCCACAGCCACUUCAGAAUAAAUUUUUCGGGAGUAAUGUCGCUAGUGUAAGAGUUAGUGACCGUGAUUCAGCUAAUUUUUCAAUGGCUAGUAGUGGGGAUUCAGAUAUUUGUCAUCAUUAAUGUUAACGAUUAAUAUGGCGCCCAUAGAUUGGGCGCUGAUUAAUCUCAUCGGAGUAUAGGGUUGUUGGUACUCGUUUAACAGGUAAUUCCAUGAGCUUUCAUGAAAUGAAAAGGGUUUUUUGAUAAAUGAAAUUUUUGAUGUACUUGGAUGAGGUUUUUUGGAUUUUUUAAUAAAGUAUUAAGGUUUUUAAGAUUUUUAAUGGGUCUAAUGAAUUUUUACGAGUGUUUUUAGAGUGGGAUUACGGAGAUUUUUUCACGCCGAGUUGAAUGAGUACCAACAUCGAUAGGUUUGGAUAAUUAUUUAUUUUAAAAAUAAUAUCCAUAUCUAGGGUUAAAUCUUUUUUGAGUGAGAUUUUUAGGGUUUGAAUAUAAGGUUGUUGGUACUCGUUUUCGAGGAAAUUUUAUAAGCUACACGAUAGUAUAAUUUUUAAAUAUAAAUAUAUAUAUAUAUAUAAAUAUAAAUAAUAUAUAAACGUAAUAAUUAAUUACUAAAAGCUUUCACAUCCGUACCAAUAUCUAAUUUUUUUUUUUUUUUAAAUAUAAUCUAAAGCAAUAAUUUUUAGGUUCAAUAUGUGUAUAUUUUUUAACUACAGUUUUAAAUAAAAAUGACUUCCAUAUUAAUAAAUAUUAAUAAUAGUAACAAAAGCUCUUUGCUGACAUAUAUCUUAACAUAUCGAUAUAAAAUAUCUGCAAGAGCAAUAAUUAUUAACGUAUGUUUUAUUUAUCGAGAUAAUUAUUUUUUGAAUAAUCAUCCAGCAAAUAAAUCAAUUUUAAUAUUGAACAGUAAAUAUAUAAAGAUAUUUAUUUUUUAAAUCAUCAAUUUUUUUGACAUAUCCAUUUUCAAAAACAAAAAAAUUAUUAUAAAUUUCUAGAACUUUUUUUUCAUUUGAAAUUUAAAAAAUUGAGUGAGAUAAAAAAUAGUAGGAUUUUUUUUACCAUGUGCUUUUACACGCAUAUAUAUUUAUAUAUAUGUGUGUGUGUAUGAAUAUAAAAAUAUAUAAAAUUGCUAUUGAUCAAUAUAUAUUUAUAUAAAUUCAACUAAUUACGCACAGUGUAUAACAACGGACAGCACAAUUGAUGAUAAUAAAGAAAAGACAAGAAAAAAUGACAAAAAAAAAUUAGUAAAAAAAAAUAUUAGAAAAGCUGAAAACUUAUAUAUAUUUUUUCAUAAUCUUUUUGCGACAGAAUAAUUAUAAAAUAUACAUAUAUAUACAAUAUACAUAUAAACGUAUUUAUAUAGUUGGAAAGUUAUAAUUUUUUUAAUUUCAUUAAUUAUCAAAAGGGCAAAAUGGGCCAUUUUGAGUUUAAUAUUUUUUAAUUACUAUCUAAAAAUAUGAGAUACAAAUAAAAUUUUAUACUUUAAAAAAUUCAGGGCAAAAAAUUUAAUUUCUUUAAUUUUUUUUUUUUUUUUUUUUUUCAUUCUUAUGAAGAUUUUGAAAUUUUUUUAAAAUAUCUAGUAAGGUAAAAGCCCCUAUACCUACUCACUUUUCAUUGGAGCGAGAUUAAAUCACUCAAUAUAAAUUAAUAAAUAAAAUGAAAAACAAUUUUUUUUUUUAGUGUUAUUUUUUGAAGUUUCGAGUAUUAGAAUAAAAUUUAAAUUUGAAGAAUAAUGUUGAUAAUUAAUUAUUAUUAAUUUUUUAAAUAAGGUCCUUGAGUGUACCCAUAGUCGCUCGCUAAAAGUUGCGAUGUACCAUUACUCGAUCAACACAUGGCCCUAUAGUCGCUCAAAGACAAUAUCAAUUAAACUAUGAUAAGUUUAUUGAUUUG